Messenger RNA from Ostreobium quekettii, 342 nucleotides. NCBI's taxonomy places the organism in Eukaryota, Viridiplantae, Chlorophyta, Ulvophyceae, Bryopsidales, Ostreobiaceae. The record is from the annotation of a GenBank genome assembly.
AUGCGCGCCCCGCCGCUGUCGUACGCCCAGCGGCGAAGAGAUGAGGCACUGCAGAGGCAGAGGGCAAUGAGGCAGGAGCGAACGGAUCUGGCCAGGAAGGUCGCCAUGGCUGACAGGGAGAAGACGCCUGAACUGGAGCUGUGUGGCCCUAGUACAAAUUCUUGCGAUUGGGAUCUUCACCAGGCCUUUGAGUCAAGCCUUCACAUUGAUGACAGCCGGUCAAGCUUAUGUCAAGCAGGGCCUGAUAGGGGGGAGAAGCCCAAACAGUUUUACUCCAAACAGCUUAUGCUACCUGAGUGGAUGACUGAUGUGCCUCCAGACCUUGCAAGCAAAUGGAAUUGA